Molecule: messenger RNA, 5160 nt
Organism: Saccharomyces mikatae IFO 1815
Lineage: Eukaryota; Fungi; Ascomycota; Saccharomycetes; Saccharomycetales; Saccharomycetaceae
Gene: RPO21
Product: DNA-directed RNA polymerase II subunit RPB1
Exons: 1
Coding region: 1-5160 (1719 amino acids)
Biological process (GO): transcription by RNA polymerase II
Cellular component (GO): RNA polymerase II, core complex
Molecular function (GO): DNA binding
Source: RefSeq, a predicted model, not a curated record
AUGGUAGGACAACAAUAUUCAAGUGCCCCACUGCGUACAGUAAAAGAAGUCCAAUUUGGUCUUUUCUCGCCCGAAGAAGUUAGAGCAAUUAGUGUAGCCAAAAUCAGAUUUCCAGAGACAAUGGAUGAAACUCAAACGAGAGCUAAAAUUGGUGGUUUAAAUGACCCUAGAUUAGGUUCUAUUGAUCGUAACUUGAAAUGUCAAACCUGUCAGGAGGGUAUGAACGAGUGUCCUGGCCAUUUUGGUCAUAUAGAUUUAGCAAAACCUGUAUUUCAUGUUGGUUUUAUUGCAAAAAUUAAGAAAGUUUGUGAAUGUGUCUGUAUGCACUGUGGUAAGCUACUACUCGAUGAGCAUAACGAACUAAUGAGACAAGCCUUGGCAAUAAAGGAUAGUAAAAAAAGGUUUGCUGCAAUCUGGACUUUAUGUAAAACGAAAAUGGUUUGCGAAACAGAUGUUCCUUCAGAAGAUGAUCCUACUCAACUUGUAUCAAGAGGUGGUUGUGGUAAUACACAACCCACAGUUCGUAAGGAUGGGUUAAAAUUAGUUGGUAGUUGGAAAAAGGAUAGAGCCUCAGGGGAUGCAGAGGAGCCGGAGUUGAGAGUUUUAAGCACGGAAGAAAUUUUGAAUAUUUUCAAGCACAUCUCGGUAAAAGACUUUACUAGUUUAGGUUUUAACGAAGUCUUUUCUCGUCCGGAAUGGAUGAUUUUAACAUGUCUUCCUGUUCCACCACCACCAGUCCGUCCAUCUAUUUCUUUCAAUGAAUCGCAAAGAGGUGAAGAUGAUUUAACCUUUAAACUUGCCGAUAUUUUAAAAGCUAACAUUAGUUUGGAAACACUAGAGCAUAAUGGUGCUCCUCAUCAUGCAAUUGAGGAAGCAGAAAGUUUAUUACAGUUCCAUGUUGCCACAUAUAUGGAUAAUGAUAUUGCUGGUCAACCACAAGCUCUACAAAAGUCUGGCCGUCCCGUUAAAUCUAUUCGUGCUCGUUUGAAGGGUAAAGAAGGGCGUAUUAGAGGUAAUUUAAUGGGUAAGCGUGUGGAUUUUUCAGCAAGGACAGUUAUUUCUGGUGAUCCUAAUUUGGAAUUAGACCAGGUUGGUGUUCCAAAAUCCAUUGCCAAGACUUUGACAUAUCCAGAAGUGGUAACUCCAUAUAAUAUAGAUCGUCUAACGCAGCUUGUUCGCAAUGGGCCAAAUGAGCACCCGGGUGCCAAGUACGUCAUUCGUGAUAGCGGCGAUCGUAUAGAUUUAAGAUACAGCAAAAGGGCGGGUGAUAUUCAAUUACAAUACGGAUGGAAAGUUGAACGUCAUAUCAUGGAUAAUGAUCCAGUUUUGUUCAAUCGUCAGCCUUCGUUGCAUAAAAUGUCUAUGAUGGCUCACAGAGUCAAAGUUAUCCCAUAUUCUACAUUUAGAUUAAAUCUGUCCGUCACUUCUCCAUACAAUGCUGAUUUUGAUGGUGACGAAAUGAAUCUCCACGUUCCUCAAUCGGAGGAGACAAGGGCGGAACUAUCUCAGUUAUGUGCCGUUCCUCUACAAAUCGUUUCUCCACAGUCUAAUAAACCUUGUAUGGGUAUUGUGCAGGAUACUUUGUGUGGUAUUCGUAAACUAACAUUAAGAGACACAUUUAUAGAACUUGAUCAAGUUUUGAAUAUGUUAUAUUGGGUUCCUGAUUGGGAUGGUGUUAUUCCAACACCUGCGAUUAUCAAGCCCAAACCUUUAUGGUCAGGUAAACAAAUCUUAUCUGUGGCCAUCCCAAAUGGUAUUCAUUUACAACGUUUCGAUGAAGGCACAACUUUACUUUCUCCAAAAGAUAACGGUAUGCUUAUCAUUGAUGGGCAAAUUAUUUUCGGUGUAGUUGAGAAGAAAACUGUUGGUUCUUCCAAUGGUGGUUUGAUUCAUGUUGUUACCAGAGAAAAGGGUCCUCAAGUUUGUGCUAAACUAUUCGGUAAUAUACAAAAGGUUGUUAACUUUUGGUUGCUACAUAAUGGUUUUUCAACUGGUAUUGGUGAUACCAUCGCUGAUGGGCCAACAAUGAGGGAAAUUACGGAAACAAUUGCAGAGGCUAAAAAGAAGGUGUUGGAUGUUACAAAAGAAGCGCAAGCAAAUUUAUUGACUGCUAAACAUGGUAUGACUCUUCGUGAAUCUUUUGAAGAUAACGUUGUUCGGUUCUUAAAUGAAGCAAGAGAUAAAGCAGGUCGUUUAGCUGAGGUCAAUUUGAAAGAUUUGAACAAUGUGAAACAAAUGGUUAUGGCAGGUUCCAAGGGUUCAUUUAUUAAUAUCGCGCAAAUGUCAGCUUGUGUAGGGCAGCAGUCUGUUGAAGGUAAACGUAUUGCUUUUGGGUUCGUUGAUCGUACCUUACCUCAUUUCUCUAAAGAUGAUUAUUCUCCAGAGUCUAAAGGUUUUGUUGAGAAUUCAUAUUUAAGAGGGUUGACCCCACAAGAGUUUUUCUUCCACGCAAUGGGUGGUCGUGAAGGUCUUAUUGAUACUGCUGUUAAAACAGCUGAAACAGGUUAUAUCCAACGUCGUUUAGUCAAAGCUUUAGAAGACAUCAUGGUUCAUUACGAUAACACCACAAGAAACUCUUUGGGUAACGUCAUCCAAUUUAUUUAUGGUGAAGACGGUAUGGACGCUGCGCAUAUCGAGAAGCAAUCACUGGAUACAAUUGGAGGAUCUGAUGCAGCUUUUGAAAAGAGGUACAGAAUUGAUUUACUAAAUACAGAGCACAUUUUAGAUCCCUCUUUAUUGGAAUCUGGAUCUGAGAUACUCGGUGAUUUAAAACUUCAAGUACUAUUAGAUGAAGAGUACAAACAGUUAGUGAAGGAUCGUAAGUUUUUAAGAGAAGUCUUUGUUGAUGGUGAAGCAAACUGGCCAUUGCCUGUCAACAUAAGGCGUAUUAUCCAAAACGCUCAACAAACUUUCCACAUUGACCAUACAAAACCAUCUGAUCUAACAAUCAAAGAUAUUGUCUUAGGAGUAAAAGAUCUGCAAGGGAGCUUAUUAGUAUUACGUGGUAAGAACGAAAUUAUACAAAAUGCACAAAGAGAUGCAGUCACUUUGUUCUGCUGCUUGUUACGUUCUCGUUUGGCAACACGCAGAGUUUUGCAGGAGUACAGACUAACAAAGCAGGCAUUUGAUUGGGUGUUAAGUAACAUCGAAGCACAAUUCCUCCGUUCAGUUGUUCACCCUGGUGAAAUGGUUGGUGUUCUAGCAGCUCAAUCCAUUGGUGAACCAGCCACACAAAUGACACUGAAUACUUUUCAUUUUGCUGGUGUUGCUUCCAAGAAGGUUACUUCCGGUGUUCCACGUUUAAAGGAAAUUUUAAAUGUGGCCAAAAACAUGAAAACUCCUUCUUUAACUGUUUACUUAGAACCUGGCCAUGCUGCUGAUCAAGAACAGGCAAAACUGAUUAGAUCUGCUAUUGAACAUACUACUUUAAAGAGUGUCACUAUUGCCUCUGAAAUUUAUUAUGAUCCUGAUCCACGUUCUACAGUUAUUCCAGAAGAUGAAGAAAUUAUUCAACUUCAUUUCUCCUUAUUAGAUGAUGAAGCUGAACAAUCGUUUGACCAACAAUCUCCUUGGCUGUUACGUCUAGAAUUGGAUCGUGCGGCAAUGAAUGAUAAAGACUUGACAAUGGGCCAGGUUGGUGAAAGAAUCAAGCAAACAUUUAAAAACGAUUUGUUUGUUAUCUGGUCUGAAGAUAACGAUGAGAAAUUAAUCAUUCGUUGUCGUGUCGUUCGUCCAAAGUCACUAGAUGCUGAGACUGAAGCGGAAGAAGAUCAUAUGUUGAAGAAGAUUGAAAACACUAUGUUGGAAAAUAUUACUUUACGUGGUGUUGAAAAUAUUGAGCGUGUUGUUAUGAUGAAGUAUGAUCGUAAAGUACCAAGUCCAACUGGUGAAUACGUAAAGGAACCUGAAUGGGUAUUGGAAACUGACGGUGUCAACUUAUCUGAAGUUAUGACAGUUCCUGGUAUCGACGCAACCAGAAUUUACACAAACUCUUUCAUUGAUAUCAUGGAGGUUCUUGGUAUCGAAGCCGGCCGUGCAGCCUUGUAUAAAGAAGUUUACAACGUUAUUGCAUCCGAUGGUUCGUACGUCAACUACCGUCAUAUGGCUUUAUUGGUUGAUGUUAUGACCACUCAGGGUGGUUUAACAUCUGUUACUCGUCAUGGUUUCAACAGGUCAAACACCGGUGCCUUAAUGAGAUGUUCUUUCGAAGAAACCGUUGAAAUUCUGUUUGAAGCUGGUGCCUCUGCGGAAUUAGAUGAUUGUCGUGGUGUUUCAGAAAACGUUAUUCUUGGGCAAAUGGCUCCAAUCGGUACUGGAGCAUUUGAUGUAAUGAUCGAUGAAGAAUCAUUGGUGAAAUACAUGCCAGAACAAAAAAUCACUGAGAUUGAAGAUGGACAGGAUGGCGGUGCCACUCCGUACAGUAACGAAAGUGGUUUGGUUAACGCCGACCUCGAUGUCAAAGAUGAGUUGAUGUUUUCGCCUCUGGUUGAUUCGGGUUCGAAUGAUGCUAUGGCUGGAGGAUUCACAGCCUACGGUGGUGCUGAUUAUGGUGAGGCCACAUCUCCAUUUGGUGCAUACGGCGAAGCUCCCACAUCUCCUGGUUUUGGAGUGUCCUCACCAGGUUUCUCUCCAACUUCCCCAACGUACUCUCCUACGUCCCCUUCGUACUCACCAACAUCACCAUCAUAUUCACCAACAUCACCAUCAUAUUCACCAACAUCACCAUCCUACUCACCAACAUCACCAUCCUACUCACCAACAUCACCAUCAUAUUCGCCAACAUCCCCAUCAUACUCACCAACAUCACCAUCAUAUUCGCCAACAUCACCUUCUUACUCACCCACAUCGCCAAGUUAUAGCCCCACAUCUCCGUCUUACUCCCCUACGUCGCCAAGUUACAGCCCUACGUCACCAAGCUAUAGUCCAACAUCACCUGCCUACUCUCCAACAUCACCAAGUUAUAGUCCUACAUCACCUUCAUACUCUCCAACUUCACCAUCGUAUUCUCCAACUUCACCUUCAUACUCUCCGACUUCUCCUAACUAUAGCCCUACUUCACCUUCUUACUCUCCAACAUCUCCAGGCUAUAGCCCAGGAUCUCCUGCAUAUUCUCCAAAGCAAGACGAACAAAAGCAUAAUGAAAAUGAAAAUUCCAAAUGA